AUGCCACAUACACAGUACGUUGUGUUGUGGUUGUGUAUUCGUGCAAGGCGCCCAUUCUACUCGUUGUACACGGAAGCGCAUGUCAAAGGUCUGUUGAACGCUAAUCUCGACGCUUUAGUACUCGUCCUCUUGGAACGAAGCUCCUGCUCUAGCACUUAUUGGAAGUUAGUAGUCAUUUUCCGGGUAUUGAUACACGUCGAACGUCGGAUGCUGAAGAGUAUCGGACAUCGGACGUCUGCCGAAGUAAGACCGGACGGGGGCUCG
Molecule: messenger RNA, 264 nt
Organism: Bipolaris victoriae FI3
Lineage: Eukaryota; Fungi; Ascomycota; Dothideomycetes; Pleosporales; Pleosporaceae
Exons: 2
Source: RefSeq, a predicted model, not a curated record